CACCAUUUCGUCAACAUGGAGAAGAAGAACCUUUACACUACUCAUCUGCUUAUUCUUCUCGUCCUCAUUAAUCUGUCACCAUCCCUAAACGUUCCAGCAAUAUUUAUCUUCGGAGACUCAGUUUUUGAUGCCGGAAACAAUCAUUUUAUCAAAAACUGUAGCGUACAGGCAGAUUUCCCACCUUAUGGCUCAACAUUUUUCCACCAUCCCACCGGCAGGUUCACUGAUGGCAGAACAGUUGCGGAUUUCAUAUCACAAUUUAUCGGCAUUGGUUUGCAACAACCAUACCUAGAGGCACAGAUUGCAGUGAUGAAUGGUAGUAGCAAAGAGUAUCCAUCAAACGGACUCAACUUUGCUAGCGCUGGGAGUGGUGUUCUGCAAGGAACCAAUAAAGACUGGGGAGUGCUACCAAUCCAAGAACAACUACGACAAUUCAAAACAUUAAUAGAACAAAAAGCGAUAAAUAGAAGUGUAGUCGAGAGGUCUCUUUUCUUUUUGGAGUCGGGAUCUAAUGACAUAUUCAAUUACUUCCUUCCAUUGGAUACCCCGAAACUGGAUCCAGACGCCUAUGUAGAGGCCAUGGUCAAAGAAGUAACCAACCUAACUGACCAAAUUUACAAAGUGGGUGCUCGCAGAAUUGUUGUGUUUUCACUAGGUCCAGUUGGGUGCGUUCCAGCAAGAGCCCUCUUGCCUGCUGCCCCCAUCAAGCGCUGCUAUGGAAAGAUGAAUGCAAUGGUCAAGAAAUACAAUAAGGGAUUGGAGAGCUUGGUAAAUGAUAUCCCCAGAAGGCACCCUGGUGCCAUUGGUGUUUAUGGAGCAGUUUAUGACACUGUACAACACCUCCGGGCAGCUCCAACUCGCUAUGGUUUCUCUAACGUGAGUAGCGCCUGCUGUGGAGAUGGACCUCUGGGAGGGGAGGUGCAAUGCGGUAAGGAAGGAUAUAAAAUUUGUCAAAAUCCUCAAGGGUUCUUGUUCUGGGAUUACUUCCAUCCAACCCAACACACCUAUGAACUUAUCUCCAAAGCUUUAUGGGAGGGUAAAAAAUCUCGAAUUAGGCCUAUUAAUGUAAAGACUCUAACCAAUCUUACCCUCGCGCUUGCUUAAUGUUAUUUCUUAUAUAUUUAUUGGUCUUAAUUCUUUUC
Gossypium raimondii (Peruvian cotton) is the source of this 1142-nucleotide messenger RNA. Its product is annotated as GDSL esterase/lipase 6. Gene Ontology annotation, biological process: lipid metabolic process. The transcript has 4 exons. The coding region runs from base 16 to 1104 and encodes 362 amino acids. Lineage: Eukaryota; Viridiplantae; Streptophyta; Magnoliopsida; Malvales; Malvaceae. The record is from RefSeq and is a predicted model, not a curated record. Gene Ontology annotation, molecular function: lipase activity.